AUGCGCCCCUGUACCGCCUCCUCAUGCUGCUGCCAGGCCCGUAAUCUGCCAUGGGCCCCCGUACCGACUCCUCAUGCUGCUGCCAGGCCCGUAAUCUGCCAUGGGCCCCUGUACCGCCUCCUCAUGCUGCUGCCAGGUCCAGAGUGUGUCAUGGGUCCCUGUACGGCCUCCCAUUGCUGCUGUCUCUAUCGCCACACUCUGCCAUGUGCCACUUUCAGGUCUCCUCACACUGCUGGUGGUUUCCAUUUUUGUCAUAGGGUGCUGUAUGGCCUCCCAUUGCUGCUGCCUCCACCGCCACACUGUGGCUCCACACUCUGGUUUUGGCCCCGUGACUGCCCAAAUGAGUGAAGUGUGCGGUGAUUCUAAGAUCGACGGCACUCAUCUGCAUGUCAUACUGCCUGACAGUAUUAUUUCUCUUCCCCAGCAGACUCCAAGGGCAUUUAAAUUAAAGGUACAGUGUUCAGCACUAAUAUUA
Molecule: messenger RNA, 475 nt
Organism: Staurois parvus
Lineage: Eukaryota; Metazoa; Chordata; Amphibia; Anura; Ranidae
Source: the annotation of a GenBank genome assembly